Messenger RNA from Heterostelium album PN500, 648 nucleotides. RefSeq lists its product as uncharacterized. The record is from RefSeq and is a predicted model, not a curated record. The transcript has 3 exons. The coding region runs from base 1 to 648 and encodes 215 amino acids. NCBI's taxonomy places the organism in Eukaryota, Evosea, Eumycetozoa, Acytosteliales, Acytosteliaceae.
AUGGGAUAUGUAGGAAAAUUAAGAGUAACAUUAUGGACAGUAUCAAUUAUUUUGAUGUUGGCUGGUAGUUUGGGUGUAAUUAUAUAUAACAAAUCAGAGGGUAUGGUCGUUACGAAGAAACCUAUCCUUGGUCAAGUGUGGUGGAAUGCCAUCAUAGGUCUACAUGCGAUCUAUUUAAUUGGUACUGGUUUUGAAAUCCUGAGUAGAGCAUACCUUAUGAUGGUAGGAUCGACUUGCUCGGAACAAAGAAGAGUCUUCUUAUGUUGUUUCUUAUAUUCAAUGAUGUCAUGGUGGAAACUUAUGAUUGUUAUUGGAGUUAUCUCAUUUAUUAUUUUGGCUGGUGUCACCGGUAUUAUCAUUGCAUUCGAUACCAGUAUUAAGAUGACAGUUCUUAUUCGUUUGGCAGCAAGUACCGGUGUUUCAGCGAUUCAAAUCUUGUUCACCACUCUCAGUUUCGUUUCCUCGAGAAAACUACAAAGACGUCAAGACGAAGAGGAGGAAGCAUUACACGGUCCAAAGAAGGAAGAGACAUCAAGUCAAUCUAAAGAUGCUCCACCCGCUAUCAUCAAAUCCAACAAAGAAGAAGAUAAAUCAUCACAAGCAUCAGGAACAACAGCUGGUGGAGAUUCAAACGUAGUACCUGCUUAA